This is a messenger RNA of Sinocyclocheilus anshuiensis, 5060 nucleotides long. RefSeq names its product ankyrin repeat domain-containing protein 50-like. The transcript has 4 exons. Gene Ontology annotation, molecular function: protein binding. Lineage: Eukaryota; Metazoa; Chordata; Actinopteri; Cypriniformes; Cyprinidae. The coding region runs from base 340 to 3924 and encodes 1194 amino acids. The record is from RefSeq and is a predicted model, not a curated record.
UGUAAAUGUUUCACUUCUAUUUUAUUUUAAUUAUUCUGUUUUUCUAUUUGCUGACCUCUGAAGCACUUGAGCUGCAUUUUAUAUAUGAAAGGGCUUCUGACUAACAGCAUGACUUGGACCUACGGGAUUGCAAAAUACAAACACACCUGCAGCCAACAGUCAUCUGAGGACACUCUCUCUGAUUCUCCAUGCCGGAAACCUUUCGGUAGCAAACAUUUGCAUACAGCCCAACCGAACCCCACUGCUUUUUCUUAGCAUCAGUGCCAGUUGUUUGAAGAGAUUCCAAGAGCCACCUACUUCGCUUGUUCUAUUAGGGACUAUGGAAGAAGGUAAAUCCUCAUGGUCCUUCCCUGUUCAUCUCCUGAGGGCCAGAUGAGGAGCAUGUUACCCAGCUUGUUACGGGGCCGGCGGUUCUACUGCCGUGAAUGGGCCCUCGAGAAGCUACAAAGAUGCCUAGAGGUGCGAGACUCCUCCAAGAGAGUGGAGGGAACAGCCCGUGUCUCUCCAGGGAUCCUAGUGACUGGGGGCCCGGGCACGGGUAAGACAGCCCUCCUCACAGAACUGGUUUGGCCUCAGUCGGAAGCAUGCAGGGCGGCAGGGUUGGCAUCACGGUGUUUGUCCUGGCACUAUUGCCAGCGAGAGGAUGCAGGCAGUAUUGAAGUGUGGAGAUUUGUCCUGGGGCUGGUUGAACAGCUGAAGGAAAGUCCACUUCUGGAACCGAACUAUGUGAAAGCGAUAAGCAGUGCUGCUAUUGCUGCUGUCCUGGAGCCCCUCCACUGCCAAAGAGAACCUGAUGACACUUUUAAAAGUUUUGCAGAAUGGUUAACUGAUGUUAAAUACUGCACACAGAAGUUUCUGUGUUGUGUGAAGGAUGGUCACCUUUCUUUGGCCAUGUCCCUCUCUCUUCGAGCCAGUAGUUUGGGUACAGAGGAGACUUGCCAGCUGGCCCACCACCUCCUCAACAGUGGAGUUCAUGAAGGGGAACCAGCCCUCCUGGCACUGUGGUUGCUAUGGACUGGAGUUCCAGCACUUAAUGGUGCCAGAAAAGACUGUUCUUCUAGUCAUACACCUGUAUUAGUUCAGCAAGAUGUACUACAACUCUUAAUGAAAAGUGGAAUUUACCCUGCAAGCUGUUCACCAGACAAUAGCUCCAGUGUCGGGAUUCACUGUAUUGGAGGAGGAGGCAGGAUAGUUCGGCGAGCAUUACAGAGGGAAGACUCUGUGAGAGCACUUCUUGACAGUGGAAUCAGUGUGAACCGUACAGACCCAUCAGAUGGACGGACUUUACUAGCAGCUGCAGCCAAUGCUGGACAUGUAGAUGUAGCAGCAUUGCUGUUAUGCCGUGGAGCAGACCCUUUACUGAACGACAACCAGGGGCAGACUGCACUGACGCUUGCUGCCAGACAAGGCCAAGUUGGUGUGCUGCAGGUGUUGCUACAGUGGGUGCAGGAGCAAGGGAGCAAGAGUCCUGCAGCACAAGCCCUGCUGGAGCAUGUGGACAGUGAGGGAUGGACUGCUCUUCGCUCUGCUGCAUGGGGUGGCCACAAGGAAGCUGUGCGUCUACUUCUGGAAGCAGGGGCAGAGAUUGAUGGCUGUGAUUCAGAUGGCCGGACAGCCUUGCGAGCAGCAGCAUGGGGUGGACAUGAGGAAAUUCUGUUGACCCUCCUUGAUCAUGGUGCUGAAGUAGACCGCUCAGACCGUGAGGGACGUACUCCACUAAUAGCUGCAGCCUACAUGGGUCAUAAAGAGGCAGUGGAGAUCCUUUUGAAUGCUGGGGCCAAUUUAAAUCUAGCGGAUGGGGAUGGACGUACCGCUCUGUCUGUUGCUGCAUUAUGUGUGCCAUCAGCAGCUGGAGGACGAGGGCAUGGAGAGGUUGUAAGCCUUCUGUUGGAGCGAGGUGCCAAUCCAGAACAUAAGGACACAGAUGGAAUGACGCCUUUACUACUAGCCUCUUACGAAGGGCAUGAGGAAGUGGUUGAACUCCUGCUGGAAGCUGGAGCUGAUGUAGAUGAAAGUCCUGGAUCUCAUCCCUCUGCUAUCACUCCUCUUCUUGCAGCUGCAGCUCUGGGGCAUGCUAGCACAGUUAACCGUUUGCUGUUUUGGGGGGCAGCAGUGGAUGGCAUCGACGGAGAAGGCCGCACUGCUCUCUGCUUGGCUGCAGCAAAGGGUAGUAUUGAAGUCGCAAGAGCACUGCUGGACAGGGGUUUGGAUGAGAAUCACAAAGAUGACCUGGGCUGGACUCCAUUGCAUGCUGCAGCUUGUGAAGGUCACAAAAGUGUGUGUGCAAUAUUGACAGAGCAAGGUAGCAUGGCACGUGUGGGUGAGCUUGAUGUAGAGGGUCGGAGCCCUCUAAUACUAGCAGCACAAGAAGGGCACUGCAGUACAGUCAGGCUACUUCUAGACCGAAAGUCACCCAUUGAUCAUCGUGCAUAUGAUGGACACUCUGCACUCAGUGCGGCCGCUCUCCAGGGAUAUCGGGAGAUUGUGGAGUUGUUGAUGCGUAGAGGGGCAGACACUGAUGUCCGUGAUGCUGAAGGAAGACCUCUUCUUUAUUUGCUGGUCCUGGAGGGCCGUUUAGACAUGGCCAUCCUACUCAUUGAAAAAGGCGGUGUCCCUCUGGAGUCAAAAGAUGCAGAAGGGCGAACUGCACUCCAUGUAGCAGCUUGGCAAGGAGACCUGGAAGGUAUUGAACUGUUGCUGAAAUAUGGAGCUGACCCAAAUGCUAGAGAUCUUGAUGGUCGGCCUCCUUUGCACUCUGUGGCCUGGAGAGGUCAUGCAGCUGCUGGCAGGCUGCUGCUUAGGGCUAAAGGUCUUAAUGUAGACCUGGCUUGCAAACAGCAGGGUGCCACAGCACUUAGCAUUGCUGCUCAGGAGGGCCAUGCUGAAAUUGUGGCCUUGCUUUUAGAGAAAGGUGCAGAACCAGACAAUGUGGACCGUUAUGGCCGCAGCCCAGUGAAGGUAGCAGGAAAACAAGGUCAUUUCACAAUUGUGCGACUUCUGGAGAGCUAUGGCGCAAAGCCCUUCUCAGGUCUCAUACCGUUUACACCUAGUGGUGCUCCCAACAAUUCUUAUCUUUCAGCCAUAGUCAAGACCCAAGCAUCCAUUAGUUCAGGAGAAGUGGGUGUUGAUGGAGUCCCAGCCACAUCUUCUCCAUCUUCGACCUCAGUUUCUGCCUCCUGUUCCCCAGCUUCCACUGCAGAGCGUUUCCACUCCAUGCCUGCCUCACAGACUUCCUCCUCCACCUGCCACUCCCUGGCCACAGUACAGACUGUGCCUGCUGACAGCCUGAAUUUCAUCCAGCAGAUUCAACAACAUUCGCUUCCUCGUUGCCGCAGUCGGCCAUCCACCUUGCCUCUACCUGGUUCCAAUCCAGCCAGUCUUCAGGGCAGAGCUUCUAGGCACAAUCAAAAGGCUGUUCCCAAGAGCAGUCCCACAAAUGAACAGUACACACUCACUGAACUCCUGGACUCAGACAAACCCUUAAAAGGGCUUGGAUACUCGGUGGAUGGCAACUACCUCUUAAAACCUAAAACUCCUUACAUCAUCGCGGAUGUGAUAGAGAAGAGCCUCAAACAAGCUGUUGGAGUAGAUCUAAAGUGGAACUCAGUUAUGGCUUCCUUAGGGGUGAUGCCAAACCAACAGGGCCCAAUUCGACAAACAAAAAUUGGGGAAAGCCCCCCUUUGGGGUACCCACAUUUUCACUUCCAAUCCCAUGCACAAAAAGAUGAUUGGGGAGGAAUUCAAAAGACAUCCAUGUCUCCAACCAUUGACCUUUCAGCUAUUUCCCCACAUAGUGCCUUACCUAACGUGUCUGUGUUUAACAUGACAACUACUGACCCCCAGCUGAAUCUCAAACAGGCAAUUAAGCUGCAGUUUGAAGGGCCAACCAGUGCAGCACUUUACAAGCGGGAAACCCCUCUCUGAGGCAAACCUGGACAUUUGGGAGUUCAAGGAGAUGAGGGUUGUGUAGGAGAAUCACUGCACUCUGUGUGGGAGGUGUUGAGAGUAGAGGAAGAUGGCAGAUGAGAGAGUCAUAACACCCUGACUUCCACCUCUCUUCAACCCAUUGACCCCAAAGCACAAAAGAAGAGGGAAAGACAUAGGGAGCAUAGAGGAACCUGAGUUCAAAGGCUCAAGCUGUGUACAUUCCAGAGCUUUUCCUCCUCAUGCCGUCACAAUGGAGAGCAGCUGGCACUCUCUCAUACAAUCACAGGAAAAUAUUUUUACAUUAAGAGGAACACUUAUGGAUAUUUGCUCUGCUUGUGUUACGCAUUUGCAAAAGUCAACAUAUACAUACCCCAUGGAUUUUUGUUCCCAUAACUCGACAUAAAUGACACAACUUUUCAUAGACAAAAGAGCUAUUCACUCUUUCAUCUUCAUACACAUUGUGGCUCAGCAGUGCCACCUUUGUUUUAUGUUGGUGAAAUAUAAGAGCUAAUAAGAAUGCUUUUGAAAUUGGAGUGCAUCUACAUUCAGAACAGUGUUUUUGGGUGACCUGCUGUACAUUGCUCAGUCUCUGUGAUUUGCACCCAGACUUGGACUUACUGGGACAAAAAGGGCUUUUUCAAAGUGCCACUGAAGCUUAGUGGCUUUAUAUUCCAGAUAUGUUUUCAUGACUAGUGGAAGUCAUCACUAAUGUUUAUGUCUUUUAAAGAUGUGCUAAAUUUAACAUACUAUUUGUUUCAGGACAUAGACGUGUCCAUAAUUGCUAUUCCUAAUUUACCUUGAGUUUUUUAAAUUACGCAUUCUGUCAUAUUGUCAACAGUGAACCAGUUGACCUAUCACCAAGGCAAAUUCAUAUUUUAAAGCUUCAUUCCAGUUGAAUUACAGAAAGAGAUGGAAAAAAGAAAGUGAGAAGUUACAGUUCUACAAGUAGUUAGGGAGGAAGAUAUGACCUCCCAUACAUGCUCAUCAGAGGAUGACUAAAUUUAAGUUGAAGGUCUUGACGCGACGGGAGACGGUGAUGUGAAUUUUACAUUUUGCCAUAGGUAAUUUAUAAUGUUUAUACUGUUUUGUAUGUUAAAAUUAAUUGAGAUGCACUAAUUAAAACUGUAUAUGAU